Acanthopagrus latus (yellowfin seabream) is the source of this 2697-nucleotide messenger RNA. Its product is annotated as vitamin D3 hydroxylase-associated protein. Gene Ontology annotation, biological process: fatty acid catabolic process. NCBI's taxonomy places the organism in Eukaryota, Metazoa, Chordata, Actinopteri, Spariformes, Sparidae. Bases 248 to 2011 code for a protein of 587 amino acids. The record is from RefSeq and is a predicted model, not a curated record. The transcript has 15 exons. Gene Ontology annotation, molecular function: amidase activity; fatty acid amide hydrolase activity.
UGGCGCCCUCCAUCUUGUAACUCACAUUGCCCUUACGCAACAUGUUGUCCCAUGAGAGGCUUCUCUGUUGUUUCGGCGGUAGUCAAGGGCAAUUUGCACUCAUCACGGUGGAGUCACCAUGAAUAUUUAACCAAACACCUUAACCGCACCCACCUUUUAACAACCGGCUGCGUGUGUUAGCCUCAGGAAUCCAACCGUCAUCCCUGCACUUGGAGCAGGGACGACCUGGCGUUGGGACGGGGGAACCAUGGAGCACGUGAAACUGUAUCUUCCGGGAGCUGAGCUUGACAACCGGACUGCAGCUCAGCUGGCCGGUGCCGCCUGUGUGGUGGGGGCCCUGACGGUGCUGGUGCGGAUGGUGAGCAGCCGCCGAGUCGCGAAGGAAAAGAUCCGGAGAGCCAGGAGCCGGAGAGACGAGAGCCUGCAGCGGGCUGAGCAGGCGGUGCUCCAGUACAAGGAGUCGCAUCCCCUGGCUGACUCUGCUCUCAUCUUGACGCUGUCCUUGUCUGAGUUGACGAAGAAACUGCAGGAAGGCUCGCUGAGCCCAGAGGACGUGUUUUACUCCUACAUGGAAAAGACUCUGGAGAUAAACAAAAAGCUCAACUGCUGCACUGGGAUUUUGUUGGAGAGUUUUGAUCAGCUGAAAACAGUUGCCUCCAACAAGGAAGGUCUCUUAUACGGAGUUCCAGUUAGCAUCAAAGAAAACUUUGCAUACAAGAAUUAUGACUCCUCUUGCGGUCUGAUUAGUAAAUUGGACCAGCCUGAAGAUAAGGACAGCGUGAUUGUUGAAGUUUUGAAGAGACAAGGAGCCAUUCCCUUUGUGAAAACUAACCUGCCCCAAGGCCUACUAAACUAUGACUGUGGUAACCCCAUCUAUGGGCAGACUGUGAACCCCUGCAACCUCCAGAAGACGCCCGGAGGUUCGUCAGGUGGGGAGGGAGCUCUCAUCGGGGGAGGAGGCUCCCUGCUUGGUAUGGGCACUGAUAUAGGGGGUAGUGUCCGUAUUCCUUCCUCUUUCUGCGGCAUCUGUGGCUUUAAGGCGACAUCCGGUCGGCUAAGCUCACGGGGUGUAAGAGCAGCUUUGCCGGGGCAAAAAUCUGUGUGCUCAACUUCUGGACCCAUGGCGAGGGAUGUGGACAGUCUGGCUUUGUGUAUGCAGGCUCUGCUCUGUGACCACAUGUUUUCACUGGACCCCACUAUACCACCCAUACCUUUUAACGCUCAGAUAUACCAGAGCACCAGUCCUCUGCGGAUCGGUUACCUAGAAAAUGAUGGCUACACAGGACCAUCUCCAAGCAUGGCCCGAGGCGUCAGAGAGGUCAAAGCCCUCUUGGAGCAAGCAGGACACACUUUGGUGCCCUACACUCCUUUGAGGAGCAGUGACGUUUUCCCUGAACUGGUAAUAAAGGGCAUCCUUGGAGAUGGAACUACCACCCUGCUUCAGAACCUAGAGGGGGGGCCUGUGGACCCCUGUCUCAAAGACCAGGUUCUCCCUUACUAUUUUCCAAAGUGGUUGAAAAAAACCCUCUCAUUCCUCCUCAAGCCUCUGUCUCCUCGUAUUGCUUCUGUCUGCAACGCUAUCUGUGGAGUUGGAACGGUUGCAGAUCAGUGGAAGCAUCAAAGUGCUGCUGAGGAAUACAUUCAUGCAACGAUAGCAGAGUGGAGAAGAUGCAACAUAGACGUGCUGCUGUGCCCUGCUCUGGGACCGGCCUUCAACUUCUUAUACUGUGGCAAACUUUCCUGUGCGAGCUCUCCCAUGAUAGUUUAUAAUCUCCUCAACUUUCCUGCCGGUGUUGUUCCUGUUUCUACGGUAACAGCGGAGGAUGAGGAGAAACUCAAGCACUAUAAGGGCAAUUAUCAGGACUACUGGGACAAGGUCUUCAAACAGGCUGUGACUGGAGGAGAGGGUCUGCCUGUAGCGGUGCAGUGUGUCGCCCUGCCGUGGCAAGAUGAGCUCUGCCUGCGCUUCAUGAAGGAAGUGGAGCAACUGGUCAGACAGAACAAAAAGUAAAACCUUGAGGCCACAGGAGGGGCUGCUUACUCCUGGGAACUCAGAUUAAUUUUGCUUUGAGUUCAGCUAAUGAAUGUGAAAACAAACAAUUAGCCAGUGAGGAAGGCACUCUGAAGUAGUAAUAACUGCACAUAGCACAAGAUCUGAUAAGGUAAGCCUUGAUUAAGUCCCUGAAGGAAAUUCAGGAACACAAGACAACACUCCUGUACAAUGAAAUGAAAAGUGAUGAGUAAAGAUUAACACAAUUAAUGGUGCUUUAUACUGUAAAAGGUAGUUGAGCAUUUGAAAUCUUGAAUAUUUUGAGUUUCCUUCCUCUGCUCUUUAAGGAUGAACUCAGUUGUUUUCUGCUUUUUGUUUUUUUGUUCCGUUAAAUUUUUUAUGGUAGUAUUCAUGUUUAUUGGCUCAGGUUCACACGUUUUCUCUACUUGUCAUUUUAUGAAAUGAGUCUUUGUUCUGUUUUGCCACACCUGGCAUUUUUUAAUAGCAAGAAAAGCAGCUGCAGUGUUUUAAGAAAACGUAAUUUACCUUAACAACACAACAAGAGGCACCACAAAUCACACGAGUAAAGUGUUAAAAAUUAGGAUUAAUAAGUAAUAUGGAAAACUAUAUUGUCUCCAUCAUUUUAGUCUUUUUACAAUAACUGUCAUAUGAUAAUAAGAAUGAAAUAAAGUAACUGAUUUCUCAUA